AUGUCUACCACCCGCAACAUCGAUUCCAUCAACCCGAAGCAGGGCGAGUUCCACCCCAGUGUCCCCCGCUCUGAGCCUCUCACCACCAAGGGCCACAAGCCGGGCGUCAAGGUCGGCAACGACGCCUACCCCGAGUUCCAUGCCGAGACCUACCCCGCCGGCACCGCGCCAAAGGAGAACAGCUUUCAGCCCGAUCUUAAGCAAGCCACCCCCGGCCAGGCCCUGAACCCCAACGCCGAGACCUACACUUCACCCAACGACUUCCCCGGCGCCACCAGCGCGGACGUCAACACCGGCCUCGGCAAGCCCAUGCAGGGUCAGACUAGCAACGAGGUGCACGGCGCCCACCCUCGCCACCGAAAGAAGGAGAGCGCAGGACUCGAGGGCGUUGGUGCGUCCGCCCACGACAGCUUCAAGGAGCGCCACCUGGACCUGGGUUACGACCCGGCCUCCCGCAGGAACGUCUCGGACAUUCCCGGUGCGGAAGAGCGGUAUCCCGCCACCGCUGAAGAGGUUGCCAGCGAGAGGCACUGA
This is a messenger RNA of Colletotrichum graminicola M1.001, 534 nucleotides long. RefSeq lists its product as uncharacterized. Bases 1 to 534 code for a protein of 177 amino acids. The record is from RefSeq and is a predicted model, not a curated record. Lineage: Eukaryota; Fungi; Ascomycota; Sordariomycetes; Glomerellales; Glomerellaceae. The transcript has 2 exons.